Molecule: messenger RNA, 1329 nt
Organism: Aspergillus costaricaensis CBS 115574
Lineage: Eukaryota; Fungi; Ascomycota; Eurotiomycetes; Eurotiales; Aspergillaceae
Product: protein GET4
Exons: 4
Coding region: 180-1223 (347 amino acids)
Biological process (GO): protein insertion into ER membrane
Cellular component (GO): cytosol; TRC complex
Molecular function (GO): protein binding
Source: RefSeq, a predicted model, not a curated record
GUUGGCUUGACAUCGUCAACCAUCCCCCGUUCAGGCCUGUCGCACUUGUUGUGGCCGCUUUAUCUUCGCUUUUACUCUCUUAUACUAUUUUGUGUGGCUGUAUUGCUAUAGCAAGCCAUCGUUUUCUCACUGCAUCUCCGACCUCUUGACAGUCGCCCCUGGUGAUUCAUCCGUUCAAGAUGACCUCACGUAUCGACAAGACAAUUGCUCGACAACGAGAGAAGAUCGCUUCUGGUGCUUACUAUGAAGCUCACCAGCAACUGCGGGUCAUCGCUGCCCGGUAUAUCAAGCAAGCGAACUACGAUGCGGCGGCAGAGAUUCUUGCUGGCGGCGCCGCCGCACUACUGAAAGCUGGAUCUCAACAGGGUGCUUCUGCCAGUGGCGGCGAUUUGGCGAUCAUGUUGGUGGUUGAGGUCUACACAAAGGCGGGGUGGGAGAUCACUGGAGGAAAUGACGAUGCGGAGGGGCGGGCUCGGAAGAAGCGCUUAAUCGAACUUCUGCACGAAUUCCCGCCCGAAGAGCCUACCCGGAAAAGGUUUAUCCAGGAGAUGAUCGGUUGGAGUGGCAGGUUUGGACCCUUAGAACGCGGCGACCCUGAGUUGCAUCAUGCCGCUGGAUCGGUAUAUGCGGAAGACCACGAACCCUAUGACGCGGAAAAGCAUCUCAUCUUUGGUACCUCGGAAUCAGCUGAGACUCUGGCCAAACUGGAAUUCGAGUGGUACACCCAUGACGAACCGCACACUGCCGCACUUUAUGCCUCUCGCGCGGUAUUCCCAUAUCUCUUGAUUGGAAACCUUCGCAGCGCCAACAAAGCCUUCCUCAUUUUCACGUCAAAGCUUUCCUCCACAAACCCCUCACUCGGCGUGCAAGAUGUCAGCAGCGCUAGCUCUGACGUACGCGUCUUCCCCGCGCUGCCAUUGUUGAAUUUCAUCAGCAUGCUGCUCCUUACGAUUCAGCGCGGUAGUUCGGAUUUGUAUAAGCAGUUGACGGCGCAUUAUGCAUCUCAUAUCAGAGACGUCGGAAUCUGGGAUGACGCCCUGUCUCAGAUAGGCGAGCAAUAUUUCGCAAUCAAGAUCCCAAGGCAGAGCAACCCGCUGCUGGAUAUGAUGGGAAGCAUGUUCUUUGGUGGCGGUCAGGAUGGUACUGGUGCCCGGAUGGCACCUCAGGGCAGAGGAGGGUCGAAGAGGGUGGAAGCGCCUCCGACGAGUAUGGAGCUCGAUUAGAGGGAUGUCAAGGGAAUUUGAUGUUGUAGUAGGCUGCAGUCUGAACGCAUCAUUCAUCACGCAUAGUAAUUAGUAUAGACCAUCAUAUCGCAAACGAAUCGGUUAG